AUGGCGGGAACUCCCAUUAAUGGGAAUCAAAAGGAAACCCUGAAAUCCUUUUUUACGAAUGGAAUGACACGAGUUGGGUCAAAAUUAAUUCCAAGUGCUGCAUCUGCUACUGGUUUGGACACCAGUGUCAUAGAAAACUGGAUCGGUAAUUACAAAAGAUCACAAAUUUCAAAACCUUUGUCUGAACCCCGUCAAUCAAAGGCAAAAGUUCACGUCAGAGAGCUGUCGCCUUACAAUCUUUUUUGUAGGGACAUAUUCAAAAACAAAGGCACAAUGAAUGACAUUAAGGGCAGGUGGGCCACAUUGGGGGAAGAUGAAAAGAAUAAAUACUUUCAAGAGGCAGCAGCACUGAGGGCACAUGGGCAGACACAGGACCUUAGCCCAGAGAUGAGGGAUGCCCGAAUUAAAAUGCACCUUAAGAAGCUGAAGUUAGAGGUGUCCAAGCUUGAGGAUUUGGGUGCGGAAACAGCCAUUCUAUCAUUUGACCGCCAAAAGUCCUCAUUAGAGGUGUUUGAACUGAGCAGCAAAGGAGCCACUGAUUUCCUUGAUACAACGGAGACAGUGAACAACUUCGCACUGCAUUUCAAAGCCAGCUCCUCACCCGCAACACCCAGUACCAGAGAACAUGUCAGUGUUCUGGUAGGAAAAGUGCAAGAUCUAUUCAACCAAAAAUAUAAGGAGGCCGGAGGUACUGGGAGGCUUCCCUACCAGUCCCUGGUAAAUCAGGGCAUGACCAUUAAUGUAGCUGGACUGCCCACAAGUCUUACCCUCAGGAAGCCUUCCUUUUAUGGAAGGAACCAAUUGGUCGAAAUUUUGAAAGCUGCAGAGGAGAUUUCAUUUGAAAUAAAUGCAGAACAAUCCAACCCCACUGACUUGGGAGAGGGGAUGUCAGAGCACAUGGAUGCAGAAGACACAGCGGAUGGCAUCCAGAUGAAGUCGGUGGAGGAAAUUUUAGAGGCCAUGUGUGAAAAUGGUGCACAGCAGAUGGAAGAGUCCUCAGAAACAGCCACUACUGUAGCCAUCGUGAUGACUGCAGAUAAAGAUGGAGACAAUGUGUGCCGUGUCUGCCGCGUCCAUUUUGAUGACAAAAAUAAGAAUGCAAGAAAGAAGUGGCGUUCAUGGUCACAGUGCACAGUGUGCCAAUCAUGGUCACACACUGCAUGUGGUUUUAAAAAGAACAUGUGCCUUCACUGCCAGUGUCAAAACACCAUGCAAACACCCUGA
Messenger RNA from Micropterus salmoides (largemouth bass), 1224 nucleotides. RefSeq lists its product as uncharacterized. Bases 1 to 1224 code for a protein of 407 amino acids. The record is from RefSeq and is a predicted model, not a curated record. NCBI's taxonomy places the organism in Eukaryota, Metazoa, Chordata, Actinopteri, Centrarchiformes, Centrarchidae. The transcript is spliced from 11 exons.